Molecule: messenger RNA, 1089 nt
Organism: Peronospora farinosa
Lineage: Eukaryota; Oomycota; Peronosporomycetes; Peronosporales; Peronosporaceae
Source: the annotation of a GenBank genome assembly
AUGGCGGAUGAGACCAAUAAGGACGGUUUGGAAGCCUCAUCUACCUGUAAAACUACAUCUCUUCUUGCAACGUACGAGACGUGGGUGGGAAACCACAAAGGCUUGGCUCGUAAUGUGGAGACCACACUUUACGUUGCACCACAGCUGAUCCCGAAAAAUGUGAUGGAACCUGAGAUAGCAUCGCAUUUGAGCUACUCGUUAAUAGGUCUUCUACAUUUAUACCAUGAUUACGUACUAUGGAAGAAAGAAAAGAAUGACAAGGUGGAGCUGCUGCUGACCAAUUGUCAAAAAUUGACCCGCUUGAUUCGUGUGCCGUUGUCACUGAUUAUGCACGUGCAAGUACUGGCAGAAGUUGUGGCUCGUAAAGUUGGAGGUGACGUAGGCAAGUGGCGUUUAAUUGUGUGGGUGGAAACAGUUAAGGGCGUGCUACGUCUUAUGCUUCUGGCUCAACGACGUCGUGUCAUGCUCAGGAAUGGAGGAAAGUACAAGGGUGAAGAAUCAGAUCCUCAACCAUCGGUAUUCGCGCGGUUUCAAAAGACCAAGCAGCCUGGUGCUCGCACGGGCAAGACUUUUGGAAAAGGUUCGGCUACGGCGUCGGAGCCUGAGCCAUCGACGAAAACGAGUGUUGAUAAAGCGUGCAGCAAAAUGACAUUCGAAGAUGCGACAAGCGAAGUCGUGGAAGCAUCGCGUGAGGAUCUUCUUGUAGCUGGAGAGGUCUGCCACAUUUUGCGGCCCGUCAUGUAUGCGUUGCUGCGUCAUCGCCGAUCGGAAACGUCGUGGACUCCCGUUGUUGUGUCACUUCUCGUGGAACUUUCAGGCUUGGCGUUAUCUGCUGCGGCUGUUAAACCAACGGAGCCAACAAAGGCUGUCUUCACAGACAAGGCUGGGGACGAGAUUGCAGCGCGGAAGAUGACUCUUCUUCUCUACUUGCUUCGCGACCCAGUGUUCGCGACUGUCACGAAGCCCGUGGCUGGAAAGACUGCAAAUGUUCUGGACUACGUGCCAGGGGUGGGCAAGCUCUUCCGUUUCGGAACAACUGCUAUACUGGACUAUUAUCACGACUUCUACUUCUACACGUCGGCAUCGUAG